UACAUAAAAAAAAAAAAUCCACAGGAUUCAAAGCCCUUAGCUUUGAAAAUAGUCUCUUAAAGAGGUAAUAAAUCCAUAAAGAAGAGCCCCAAUUUGCAUUCGUAAUCCACCUCUUCCUAACACAUUAGCUUCUGGUCAUUCUGCUUUAUAUACACAUCAAGUAAAAAAAAUCAAAAAUGGUGAGAAGAAGAGAAGGUCUUACAUUGCCAAUCAUAUCACCGGCGCUUCCCGAGGUCAGAACAGCAGCGACAACGCCGGUGGCCUCACAGAAACCAAAACAUCGAUUAUCAAAACAACUUUCUAUGUGUGAAACACCAAGAGACGUUGCUUGGGAAAGAAGAAGACGUCAGAUGAUAAUGAUUCAAGAAAAGAAGCUGCUUCAUAAAGGCGCUUCAGACAAUCUUUGUGUACAAGCGAAUCUAACGGAUGAAGAUUUAAACGAGCUAAAAGGAUCGAUUGAGCUAGGUUUCGGUUUCAAUGAAGAAGCAGGACAAAAGCUCUGCAAUACAUUACCAGCUCUUGAUCUUUACUUUGCAGUGAAUCGUCAGCUCUCGCCUCUUCCUUCACCUAGCAGCAGCCGUAGCAGCAGUGCAUCUGCAUCAGCUUUCUCAUACAGUAUACCUUGUAGUCCAAAAAAAACUGAUUCAGAUUCUUUGAAAAUCUUAUGCCCAGGGGAUGAUCCUCAACAAAUGAAGCAAAGAUUGAGACAUUGGGCUCAAGCAGUUGCAUGUUCUGUUAUGCAGUCUUAUUGAAGGAGUGUAUAUGUGAGAGAUAGGAAGAAACGAAUCUUUUAUAAUUAGGAUUCGGAAGAAACAAAAAAAAAAAGCAGAAAAAUAUAGAAAAUUUUGG
Molecule: messenger RNA, 849 nt
Organism: Arabidopsis lyrata subsp. lyrata
Lineage: Eukaryota; Viridiplantae; Streptophyta; Magnoliopsida; Brassicales; Brassicaceae
Exons: 3
Coding region: 177-752 (191 amino acids)
Source: RefSeq, a predicted model, not a curated record